AUGGGGUCGCCGCCGCGGCCGGUGCUCCGGCCGCGAUCGGGCACGCUGGAGCGGCUCCUCACGCCGACGCUCGACGUCGUGUCCGAGGCCGGCGGCGCCGGCGACGCGUCCGGCGACCUCCACAUGCACAACCUGCACCAGUUUUUUCCCGUGUCCCCCCGCUCCCGCCGCUCGGAGCGGCGCGCGUCCGCCAGGUCCCUGCGCAUCCUCCACGGCACGGCCGCGGCCGUCGACGCGUGCAUGCGGCGCGUCAUCGCGCUCGGCCCCGCCGUCUGCGGCUACUGGCCGCGCGCGGCCGUCUCGCUCAUAGCCGCGCGGCCGCCCGGCGCCGCGACCGGCGCGGCGCGGCGCGACGGCGGCGCCGCCGCAGUCUUCGACGCCGUCGCGGCCGGCGACGUCGGCGCGCAGAGCCCCGCCGCCUACGGCGCGCGCGACGUGCGCGCGCUCCUCGACGCCGCCGCGCGCGGCGCGCCGCGGCGGCGCCGCGCGGCCGCGGCGCUCGUCGCGGAGAUGGGCGGCGACGCGCGCGACGCGCCGCCGGCGCGCCGCGGCCGCGUCGGCGCCGUCGCGCUCGCCGGCGAGUCCGCGGGCGCGUGCAUCGCCGCGUCCGUCGCGGAGCGCGUCGCCGCGCGGUCCGCGGCGGCGCGCGGCGGCGGCGCGCCGCCCGCGCGGCCCGCGGCGCUGCUCAUCUACUACCCGCCCCUCAACCUCCACGAGCUCCAGUCGCCGAGCCGCAUCGUCAUGUCCUUCGACCCGCUCCUGCCCAUCAACGCGCUCGUCGCGGCGUCGCAGGCCUACGGGUCCCUCGACAUGGACGAGUCCAUGAUCUCCUACUACAGCGACGCGGCGAUCCUCGGCGAGUUCCCCAAGACGCUCAUCAUCUGCGGCGGCACGGACCCGCUCCUCGACGACGCCGUCGACUUCCACACGCGGCUCCGCCGCGCGGGCGUCGACGCGUCCCUCGUCGUCCACCGCAAGCUCACGCACGGCUUCCUGGGCAUGCUGCCCUACGGGCCCCUCGCGCCGCCCCACGCCCUCGAGCUCGCGAAGCUCGGCGUCCGCUUCCUCGCGGACGGCCUCGCCGGCGCCGGGGACGCGCGCCGCGGCUAGGAACCCCCCCCGGGGGCGCGCGGUUCCGCCUCACGCGCGGCGUCGCGGCGGGGAGGGGGGCUCACCGCGCGUUCUCGACGUCGCCGCUCACGGGCGCGAGCGGCGUCCGCGGCGCGGCGCCGUCGCCGUCGCCGGCGUCGCCGGCGUCGUCGCCGCGGUCGCCGGCGGCGGGCGGCGCGUCGUCCGCGCGCGUCGCCUGGGCCCAGGCCGCGAGGAGCUCAUCGCGGAAGCUCGCCGCGGCGCCCGGGGCCGCGAGGGCCUCGGACGCGAACUCGGCCUGCGCCUUGCGGGAGAAGGCCGCCGCGGGCGCCGCGGCGCGCGCGGCGCAGGUCCAGCGCCACUUGCGGCGCCGCGGCGCCUUGCGCGCGUCGAGGUGGAAGGCCCGCGCGCCAUCGAAGGCCCGCGCCGCGCCGAGGACCGGCCCCUCGCAGCGCGUGACGCGGCGCCAGACGUCCGACAGCUCGGCACGGAGCGCGGCCGCGCACUCGGCGUCGCGCGAUGCCGCGUCGUCGUCGGCGCCGAAGCAGAGGCUCGUCUGCCGGUCGAAGACCGUCGCGCCGUUGCGCCGGAUGCGCGCGCUGAGCGCCCAGGACCCGGCGCCCGUCGCCGUCGCGGCCCUCUUCACCGCCGAAACGGUAACGGCGACGGACCCCUCGACGGCGCCCACGUCCGCGUCCGGCGCCGGCGGCGCGACGACCGCGCCCUUGGCGCCGGGCCGCGCCGGCGGCGCCGACGCCGGGCGCCAGCGCGUCGGCGUGCGCACCAUCCCAACGGCGCCGAAU
Aureococcus anophagefferens is the source of this 1892-nucleotide messenger RNA. RefSeq names its product expressed protein. The record is from RefSeq and is a predicted model, not a curated record. Bases 1 to 1110 code for a protein of 369 amino acids. NCBI's taxonomy places the organism in Eukaryota, Pelagophyceae, Pelagomonadales, Pelagomonadaceae. The transcript is spliced from 2 exons. Gene Ontology annotation, biological process: triglyceride catabolic process. Gene Ontology annotation, molecular function: sterol ester esterase activity; triacylglycerol lipase activity. Gene Ontology annotation, cellular component: cytosol.